GUCCAUCCUGGCAGCCUGGCACUUGCUCGAUCUGGCUCCCCCAUGCCGAUCACCAUACAUACCGUUCCAAACUUCUCGCUGCCGACUAACUACCUAGACUAUGCUGCAUACUGUGGGGAACGCUGCCUGUAGUUCCAGUGUACUCCCGUCGUACAUACAAACGAUCCGUCCAACUGUCGCUCGAUGCACGUAAAUUUCCCCCUUCGCUGGGUGGCGUUCUUCUCCUUCUGUUUUGUUAUUAAUAUCUCCCUCCUCCCCUCCCUGGUCUCCCUUCUUUCCCCCUUCUCACUCCCAUCCUUCUGCCACUGUUGCGCGGUUGAUUGCUUCUCUUUCUACUUCCCCGCAACGAUGAAGUUCGGUUGGUUCGAGGCGGCGGCUUUGACUGCUGCCUCGGUGGUCACUGCUCAGGAUGACUUAGCUUUCUCGCCCCCUUACUAUCCUUCCCCAUGGGCCAAUGGCCAGGGAGAGUGGGCCGACUCCUACAAGCGCGCUGUCGACCUGGUGUCUCAGAUGACGUUGGCCGAGAAGGUCAACCUCACGACGGGUUCUGGAUGGCAGCUGGAGAAAUGUGUCGGUCAGACGGGAAGUGUGCCCAGGUGAGCAAUCAUCCAAUUUGUUGUAACUGCCGAAAGCUGACUUUACAUGGUAGACUUGGACUGUUGAGUCUUUGUUUGCAGGACAGCCCUCUGGGAAUUCGAUUUUCGGAUUACAACUCCGCAUUCCCCGCGGGUGUGAAUGUCGCCGCGACCUGGGACAAGUCUCUUGCCUACCUCCGCGGUAAGGCAAUGGGACAGGAGUUUAGCGACAAGGGUAUUGACGUGCAGCUGGGACCUGCCGCUGGUCCGCUUGGUAGACACCCGGACGGUGGCCGAAACUGGGAGGGUUUCUCUCCCGACCCAGCCCUCUCCGGCGUGCUUUUCGCAGAGACCAUCAAGGGUAUCCAGGAUGCGGGUGUCAUUGCUACCGCAAAGCACUUCAUUGUCAACGAGCAGGAACACUUCCGUCAGGUUCCCGAGGCUGCUGGCUACGGGUUCAACAUUUCCGACACCGUGAGCUCAAACUUGGACGAUAAGACUAUGCACGAGUUGUACCUCUGGUGA
Molecule: messenger RNA, 1100 nt
Organism: Aspergillus melleus
Lineage: Eukaryota; Fungi; Ascomycota; Eurotiomycetes; Eurotiales; Aspergillaceae
Exons: 5
Coding region: 447-1100 (217 amino acids)
Biological process (GO): glucan catabolic process
Molecular function (GO): beta-glucosidase activity
Source: RefSeq, a predicted model, not a curated record